Zea mays is the source of this 1175-nucleotide messenger RNA. Its product is annotated as beta-expansin 2. Gene Ontology annotation, cellular component: extracellular region. The transcript has 4 exons. The coding region runs from base 29 to 907 and encodes 292 amino acids. Gene Ontology annotation, biological process: sexual reproduction. The record is from RefSeq and is marked validated. NCBI's taxonomy places the organism in Eukaryota, Viridiplantae, Streptophyta, Magnoliopsida, Poales, Poaceae.
AUAGCGUAUCACAAAUAGAAUACAACCAAUGGCUAGUCGUCCGAGCACAUUCCGAUUUGCCGUCGUGGCCGUGCUGUCGACCCUGCCACUUGUUGCCAGCUCUGCCUCCGGCCACGAGAACCCCGAGCCCGUGGUCAGGGACUCGCCGCAGAACGGCACCAACAGGAGGUACCUGUGGGCGUCGUCGUCGGCGCGAGGCUACGGCGGCUGGUCCUCCGGCGGCGCGACGUGGUACGGGAGCCCUAACGGCGCCGGCAGCGACGGUGGCGCUUGUGGUUAUCACGGUGACGUCAGCCAGCGCCCAUUCAAGUCGAUGAUCGCGGCCGGCGGCCCUUCCCUCUUCAAGAACGGCAAAGGAUGCGGCGCAUGCUACCAAAUUAGGUGCACGGGCAACAGAGCCUGCUCCGGCCGGCCAGUGACCGUCACCGUCACCGACUCGUGCCCCGGCGGUGCCUGCCUCGCCGAGUCGGCGCACUUCGACAUGAGCGGCACGGCCUUCGGCGCCAUGGCCAACAACCGAGGCAUGGCCGACCGCCUCCGCUCCGCCGGAAUCCUCAAGAUCCAAUACAGGAGGGUGGCCUGCAACUACAACGGCAGGACCGUCAGCUUCAAGGUGGACGCGGGGUCUAACCCGUACUACCUCGCCGUUCUCAUCGAGUACGUGGCCGGCGACGGCGACAUCUCCGCGGCGGACAUCAUGCAAGCCGGCUGCGACUCGUGGGCGCCGAUGCAGCAGUCAUGGGGCGCCGUGUGGCGCGUCAACUCCAACAACGGCCAGCCACUCCGUGCGCCCUUCUCGGUCCGCGUCACCUCGGGCUCCGGCAAGGUCCUCGUCGUCAGGAACGCCAUCCCCGCCGGGUGGACCGCCGGGAGGACCUACCGGUCCACCGUGAACUACGGCUACUGAGGCAGUGCGUGCGUGCGUAUCUCUUCUUCGGUCUUGGGUUUUAUAAGUGCGUCCGGAAAACGCGAGAGGCCGAUCUGGAAGAGGAGGUUUAGGUAUAUUCGUACGCGUUCGAUGUAACGACGUCUUGGUGCCUCCCUCCACACAGACCGCAGUGUGUUUUCCUUGUGAUGUACUAAUGUUUUUAUAUUAGUAUCGGUUGCUCUAACCCGACAGUAAUAUCAAACAUCACUUCAUGUUAUUCUUCUAAACCGAUAAUGAUAUCUUUAUU